Messenger RNA from Hordeum vulgare subsp. vulgare (domesticated barley), 1423 nucleotides. RefSeq names its product protein FEZ-like. Gene Ontology annotation, molecular function: DNA binding. NCBI's taxonomy places the organism in Eukaryota, Viridiplantae, Streptophyta, Magnoliopsida, Poales, Poaceae. The transcript is spliced from 3 exons. Bases 242 to 1423 code for a protein of 393 amino acids. Gene Ontology annotation, biological process: regulation of DNA-templated transcription. The record is from RefSeq and is a predicted model, not a curated record.
CUGUACUCUAUAUUAGAUAACUAUCAGUAAGAGUUUUGCCAUCUUUGCACAAGCACAAAGCCACAAACAAGGGAUAUAAAUAGUAGACUGUGCAUAGUUGAUAAGUCCUUACACUGUAUUAGAGAAACAGCUUCGUGAGUUUGUCUUCACCUCAGCAACUUGGACCCUAAAACCAUACACUACAUCCAUAUAGGUAAUACAAGGGCAGUGUCACCUGUAUCAGGCUUCACCCUUGUUAGCCAUGGAUGAGAGAAGUGAUAUGGACAAGUCAGAGGAGGUACUUCUGCCUGGUUUCCGGUUUCAUCCGACAGAUGAAGAGCUGGUAGGUUUUUAUCUCAAGCGAAAGAUUCAGCAGAAACCCCUUUCCAUUGAGCUCAUCAGGCAGCUGGACAUCUACAAAUAUGACCCAUGGGAUCUCCCAAAACUUGCAAGUUCUGGGGAAAAAGAAUGGUAUUUCUACUGCCCAAGGGACCGGAAGUACCGUAACAGUGCUAGACCAAAUAGAGUAACAGGAGCUGGAUUCUGGAAAGCAACAGGAACUGAUAGGCCCAUUUACUCCUCCGAGGGAACCAAGUGUAUAGGCCUAAAGAAGUCUCUUGUCUUUUAUAAAGGGAGAGCAGCAAAAGGAAUCAAGACUGACUGGAUGAUGCAUGAGUUCAGGCUUCCUUCAUUAACUGACCCAUCACUUCCUAAAGUACUGAUAGACAAAAAUAUUCCAGCCAAUGAUGCCUGGGCUAUUUGUAGGAUAUUCAAAAAGCCUAGUUCAAUGGCACAAAGAGCACUAUCCCACUCAUGGGGUCCUCAGUCAACUGCAACAAUAGAGCCAGAUCUCUUAUCUGCCCUGCAGUCCAUACAAGCUUCACAUUUUGCUUUCGAAAGCUCUUGCUUGGCAGAAGCUGCAAUACCUGUGAAUCGGCUCAAUAGCCAGCAUUACUUUCAUGAGCGGCAGCAGCAGAAGCCCAACAGUUCACAAAAUGGCUCUUCAUGUAAAGUCAUAAAUUUCAACCGCAGCCCGUCUUUAACUCAUAUAUCAGACAAAGACAUCCAUAGCAGUCCAAUCAUCUUUCCAUUUGAAACACAGACCCUGCAGAGGUCAUCAGAUGCUGUGUUUCUCAGCAUAGCCCCUGGAAUAAUCAAUAGCAUGAAUGAAGCCUCGCCAGAGAUAGAGUUUGAACAGCCUGAACAGUGCAACGGGUAUGCAGUUGAUUGGGUUAUAGACACAAAUGGAGGUAUUGGAAAUAGGGAUGAAGAUCCAUAUACAAGAAAACCUGACAAUGGAUACAUUACAGGCAAUGAGUAUGAAGUUCCACCAAAAAUAAAAUUCCCCUUUGAUUUGGGGGUACAUUCUUCAGAUGAUUGGAUAUCCAAUGUGCCAUGUGAAUCUCUCAAUUGUCCCCCUGUCUCCCCCAGAGAUGUCCAAUAG